Messenger RNA from Aspergillus heteromorphus CBS 117.55, 667 nucleotides. RefSeq lists its product as uncharacterized. The transcript has a single exon. The coding region runs from base 113 to 520 and encodes 135 amino acids. Lineage: Eukaryota; Fungi; Ascomycota; Eurotiomycetes; Eurotiales; Aspergillaceae. The record is from RefSeq and is a predicted model, not a curated record.
UAGAUGAAUACGCAGAUGCUCCGAGCCUAGAUUAACACACACCCAGAGUGUAGUUAGUUACUUAUUUAUUACAAGGGCUUCUAACCCAGCCAGGACUAGGGCAAAGGUCGGAAUGGCGGUUUCUGGUUGGCUACAUUGUUUUCGUGCCUCCACUGGCUCUCCUGUUUUCUGUUCUCCAACUGCUUUAAUCCCAUUCAUUCACUGCCUCCUUUUGCCGCCUGUCCAUCGUCGAUGGAGUCAUCAUUGUAUCGAGUACUCCGUACUCUACUCGGAUCCACGACUGCUGCUGAUUUGCCGAAUGAUCCGCAACCAGUGCUCCCCCCCGAUCGCCCGUUUGGGCAGAUCCCGAUCCCCCGAGGGAACCCAUCGCAAUCCCUCUUUAAUCCUCCCAUCUCCGACCCAGGAUCGCCCGACGCGUCGGCACAUCCGUGGUCUGGCCACCCCUGCCCUGUGUCGGCGGUUUUCGGCCUCCUCAAUGAUCCAUCUCAACGCCCAGUCCCAUCAGGGGUUGAGUAGUUAGCUAGACUGCUAGCACCCUGGGUCGCUGGUCACCGGUCACCCUCUCGGUUUAGGGAGUUCCCCCGGGCCUAGCGGGUCCCGGCCAGCACCUUAAUAUUUGGAGUAUGCUUAAUUUCGCCCAUUCUCCAUUUCCCUCCGCCAGGCGUCU